Messenger RNA from Vitrella brassicaformis, 234 nucleotides. NCBI's taxonomy places the organism in Eukaryota, Vitrellaceae. The record is from the annotation of a GenBank genome assembly.
CUAAGGGGUGACCGAGGGAGGCCGAAUGGACGACGGGGUGACGAAGAUCUGGGCAGAUCUUUGGCUCAGCAGCGACAGCCAGAACGACUUGCUGCGCCCAUGUCGGAAGAUGAGCUCGAGUGGCUGUGGAGGAUCGCUGUCGUUGCCCGUGAAGGCAACAGAUGAGCCAGAGGGACGGUUCACGAGAAGGAGGCAGAGUUCAGGGUGCUCAGGGUUCUCAGUAUGCAGUUGCAU